UCCUCCCCAACGGAAAUGGAAGGAGCACUUCCGGGUCGCGCAGGAAGCUGGAGCUGGCGGCGUUCCCGAGGGCCUCCAGCCGAAGCCGCUCCUUCCUUCCGGUCUUUCUGGAAGCCGCACUUUGCUCUCGGCGGGGCCGAGCGGGGACUCGGCGCGGCCGCUGCAGGUGCCCUCCGUCCUUGGGGCGGACGAGCGAGGCCCGUUUCCCGGCGGCGUCGGGGCGCGGCGCGAGCGAGCCGGGGCGGCCGGUUGCCCGGGGCCGCGGGCGCGCCGUCCCUGUGCGCUCUCUCUCUCUGUCUCUCUGUCUGUCUCUCUGGGCGACCGAGGCGCCGCCGCGCGGGUCCCCCCAUGGCGGAGACGGCCCCGAACGGCCCCCAAGGGGCGGGCGCCGUGCAAUUCCUGAUGACCAACAAACUGGACACAGCAAUGUGGCUUUCGCGCUUGUUCACAGUUUACUGCUCCGCUUUGUUUGUCCUGCCUCUUCUCGGGUUGCAUGAAGCAGCAAGCUUUUACCAGCGUGCCUUGUUGGCAAAUGCUCUUACCAGCGCUCUGAGGCUGCACCAGAGGCUGCCACACUUCCAGUUAAGCAGAGCAUUCCUGGCCCAGGCUCUAUUAGAAGACAGCUGCCACUACCUGCUGUAUUCGCUCAUCUUUGUCAAUUCCUAUCCCGUUACAAUGAGUAUUUUCCCAGUCUUGUUGUUCUCUUUGCUUCAUGCUGCCACGUAUACGAAAAAGGUCCUUGAUGCAAAGGGUUCAAAUAGUUUACCUCUGCUGAGAUCUGUCUUGGAUAAAUUAAGUGCUAAUCAACAAAAUAUUCUGAAAUUCAUUGCUUGUAAUGAAAUAUUCUUGAUGCCUGCUACAGUUUUUAUGCUUUUUAGUGGUCAAGGAAGUUUGCUCCAGCCUUUUAUAUACUAUAGAUUCCUUACUCUUCGAUAUUCCUCUCGAAGAAAUCCAUAUUGUCGGACGUUGUUCAAUGAACUGAGGAUUGUUGUUGAACAUGUAAUAAUGAAACCUGCUUGCCCGCUGUUCGUGAGAAGACUCUGCCUCCAGAGCAUAGCCUUUAUAAGCAGAUUGGCACCAACAGUUGCGUAGUCUAGCAUCCGGCUGGGCCAUACAUAUAAUAUAAGCAUUGUUAGCAGCUGGUACUUCUGCUAGGGGUUGUACAUUCCAGGUGUUCUACUGACCUCAAUCCAAUUUACAUAAUUCACAUAAAUGCAUCUCAGUGGAAAAAUAAUCAUUUUCCUGGCAUGUUAAAUCAAGCUUAAAAAGUUACCAGUAAAUUUUUCUAUGCUGUGUUGCUAAUGGUUAAGGAAGUUUGUUAUCUAGUGAUAAAUGUACCACAUUUUUUUAAAAGAUGCUGUCGUGCCUAUAUCAUGAAAUACAUUCAUUUCUCUAGUAAAAAUUAGCUCUAAGAUUUGUUUAAGCCUAGUUAGUAACCUGAAUUUAUAUUUGGCAUGAGUUUGUUAUGGUAAUAUUAACAUAGGAGAAUUCAGUAAAUUUUGAGACAGUAUUCUUCCUUUUAGUAAUUUUGGUUAGUGAUUUAAACAGAAGCACUUCCCACUGUAUUUCACCUCAAAUUGUUAUUGAAUUGAUUUUGUGCUGCUUUGUUAGGACAGGUUUAUUUUGGAUGUACCAUUAUAAGAGGAAUUCUAUAUGCAUCAUUUGCUAUGACCUAAAACUUUAUAUCCAUGAGUACUUCUGUGGCUUUGAGUAUUUUUUAAAAGGCUCAACUUGUAAGCCUUUAUCCGAUUGGAUAAAUACAUUUGAGGUCAUCUAACCAUUUUAUAACAGAAAAUAGUAACACAGCUUUCCUUUCGUAGACCCAUUGAGUAACAUUUCUCAAAUAGGAAAUCCUUCCUUGACAAAAAUGUGGACACAUAAAUUAUUAUAGUUUCUAGCAUUACCUCGUUCAGAUUGUUGACUGCCAAUUUUCUCGGUUUCCUAGGCUUGAAUUUUCAUAGACAAUUGCAGCAGUUCAGAUGCCGUUUGAAAGGAAUGUAAAUGAAGAUUGAGCAUCUGACUAUAUUUGUGUCUGUUCUGAAACAAUAAUGAAGAGUAUCCUGUAGAUUACAUAUUUAUCCAUGAAAUCUGAUUUAAAAAUGUAAUUGGAAAGGUUUAUAGGUAAGGUAACUGACUGGGAAUGGGAUGGGGGAGGAGCUGUGGGGCAGUAGUGUGCAUUUCACUCUUGUAAUGCAUACAUAAAUUUGGGGGAAUUGGAUGUAUUAUGCAACUGUGAUUUGGGUUGUGUAAGGUGUUAGAUCCCGUUCAUUGAGCUCCCAUCAACUCUUACGAAAUCCAUUCUGGUCCUCAUUACUGUUGCAUGAUUGGAAAUGUUUAAAAAUUGCACAAUUUUGGUAUAGAGUAAUGCAAUGAUUUUGUAACCAAUUUUCUUCUGUCUGCAUGUAAUUUGGAUUUCUCAAAUACAUUCAUUAGUGACUUACCAAUAACAUCAGUUUUCUUUUUGUUCAAAUUUCUAAUCUAUAAAAAGAUGAUAUUCUUAGGAUAGAUUACAAGAAAAAUUCUACUUCAUACCUUAACUAGAACCAACUAUUUUUGUAUUUUUGUAAUAUUUAUCCACUAGGUUGGAGAAGCAGCCUCAUGAUAUGCAGUUGAUUUUGUGUGUGUGUGGCUAACCUCAUUAUGUCAACUUUCUAGAGCAAUAAAGUGACUGUAAUGUUAAGUAAAUGUACUACUGAUUUCUAAUUAUGUUUUUAAGAAUUGAGUCUUGAAUUAUAGCGGGAAAUUUUGGCAGCUGAAGGCUUAUUUGUUUUAAAGUUAUUAGGGUGUUUUUUCUACAAUUUUUAUCUUUUACAUUUACAGAAGAGUUUCAAAAAUAAUAGUUUUUUUAUAUCUUUUAUUCAGCUUCCUCUUAAGUUAACAUCUUACAUAACUAUGGAAUAUUUAUGCAAAGUAAGAAAUUAAGCCUAUAACUAAAGUACAAAGCUUAUUUGAAUUUUACCAGUUUUUCCAUUUUUUAUUUUCUUUUUGUGUGCUCUGUUUUUACCAUGAUUGUCUUUUACUUUUAAAGAUCUACGUAAGUGUGUUUCUGGUUUGAGAUUUUCCUCUUUAUUUUGCAAAUUACUCUUAGUCAAAGAGAUUUCCCUAAAGAAAAUAAUUCAUGUUGGUUUUAACAAAAAUAAUUUUAACAUUAAAAUUACUACAAUAUAAAACAUUCUGCUUUAAAUCAAGGUUUUUUAUCACACAGCAGGAUUAUAUUUCUGAUAUGCUCGUGUUUGAAAGUAUAGAUUUGUUUCUUAAAGGAAGGCUUAAUAUAUAAAUAAAAUACUCUUAAACUCAUGAAAAAGUAAAUUUUACAAUUUGAGCAUUUCUAGCUGUCUAGUUUGCAUGAACUUGUUACAAAUUCUGCAGUAUGAAUAUUUGCAACCAGCUGAUUUGGCAUCUGAAAUUAUAGUGUUACAUGUAUACCUAUCAAAAUUAAGGAAAUACAAUAACAGUAUAUAGAAUGAAUGUAGUAGGAUAAGGUAACUCUUACUGCAUAGUUGAUCUUGUUUUUACUUACAGGUUUAAAAGAAGUUGAUUUAACAUCCAGAAUAUAUAAUUUUUCAGGAAGUGGUAUAGUGCCAUUGUUAUUCUGGUACUUUUAAAUAUUAAACCCUCUUGAACAAGUAGAAGUCUCAUACAAAACCCAUUUUAUUCUAGCAAGGAUUCUAUUUUCCUUUUGCAUACCUGAUUCCUUAUUAAUUUAAACUCUAUUUAACAUCAGUCUAGGGAGAACUUAGUUAAAUACAGUCUGCAUUUAAAUUUUCUUAGAAUAAAAUGUGCCGAGGCAGAUGCCCCUGGAAGAAAGCAGGCAAGAAAGCUAGCUUAAAAAAAAAAAAAAAAAUUGUAUAUUUAAGAAUAUCCCUUACAGAGGGAAGCUAAUAUUAAACUAGAAGUUAUGAAAGAUUAAUGGGUUCUGUUACAUAACUAAGAACUGCAAGGCUAUCAAUACUUCUUCCUAAAGAUUGAGAAAGAAAUUCAGAUGAAGUUUGUACAUUUAGGACCUGAAUAUUAUUUAUUCCAGAAAGGAAAAUGAGUAUAUAUGUAUUCUAAUAAGAACUGAAAGGAUAUUUUUUUUUUUUUAAGAUUUUAGAUCAGAAUGAAUAAUUUUUAGGGAUUGAGGUAAAGACCCUUAACUUAAUGCUAAGGAAUUUACUUUAAUAUAGUUAUCCUAUUAAUAACACCUCUACCCAACCCUAAAUCUCCUUAGAAUCUGCUAUCCUCAAAGCCGUCAUCCAAAUUAGACUAAUUUUGGUACUUGGUCAGGAACGGAAGCCUCGGGGGAGAAAGAAGCCCCAGACAGUUGUGCUGAUCAUCAGCAGGUGGCUCUCUUUGCUCAGGCAGCCCCCCAAUUCCACACGCUGUGCCGGAAGCUUAAAUGCCACGGAGAGUGCUGUGUCAGCCAUAAAGCUAAGGAUCUGAACUUCGUGACCCUUUUACAUGUGUGAUCACUCAAUACUGAACGAAUAUUUAGUAAGUAUUUGCUGUGAGUACACUUUUUAAAUACUGAAACGUUCACAAGAAGUACUCCGUCAACGUAUGCUUUCUAGGAAAACAGUAAAAUAGGACACAUUGGGAGUGGUGUCAUUCAGAUCACGGUCUCUCCUGUUUUUUUCUUUCCAUACUGAGUGAGUGCCUAAAUCACCUGAACACACCAAUAUACAAUUAUUCUUUCUCCUUCAUUUUCAGAUGUAUAGAAAAAUGAUACUUAAAAUUUUUUCAUCGUCAUUUUGUAGAUAACACUAUAUACAGCCAGCUUAACCUCUUUUAAAAUGCAGACUCUGCACAGUCAUAUAAAAGCAUACUGAAAUUUUGGGAUAUUGUAUCAGGAAUGGUACCUAGAUUUGAAAAUUAAGUUUGGGUUCCAUAGACAGCUGGUUUCUCUUGAGACCUCGUUGGGGUUCUCUAGGGUCAGGGCAGUCCCACAGAGGCUUUAUGAGUGCUGCCGUCCAACAGGUGGGAUUCCAAAGGCACACCUGCAUAGACCCAGGAGUUACCUCCAGAGACUGUUUUCAUGAGCAGUCUUCUUACAUUUAGGUUAGAAAGCUUUGGGGUCUGGUACUGAAGAUAAGAAAGGAGCCCCCCAGGAAAGUUUGAGAGGUGUCCUGGUUCUAAAGUGGUACUCAGGUGAGUUCUUUAGAAGGAACAUAUUCCUGUGUGUAAGAUUACCUGUAUAGUCUUUCUCUUCUUGUACGUAUAGGAAAUCUGACCUGCACUGAGCGUGAGUUGAGGUGACGAGAAAUGAAGUACAGUAUUUUUUAAAAAUCUAAAGCAGAUUCCUUUCUUAGAAAACAACAGGGAAAAAUUAUAAGUGGAUAUCUUUGUGGGAAUCUAACAAUUAACUCAUUCCAAGAGAAAGAAGGGCCUAAGAAUCAUUUCAUUUUUUCCUGUAUUAGCCAUCUGAAACUACUUUUUUGAUAGGCUCAGCACUUUGAAACUAACCUUUUUUUUCUUGUUCAUGACAGUUUAAUUCCAAACUUUUACUAUUUUCCUUUGUAACUUUAAGAUAGAACAAUUCCUUUUGAUGUUAAUUUUUGCCUGCAUACCUAUUUGUAAGUUGAGACCAAAUGGGUAGAGUCUUUGACAGGUAACAUUUAUGAUUGUAUAUAUUGGAACAAAUGUACAAGGACUGCAGAGAUUAGAAACAGUCAGAAACUGCUUGAUUUAUAAAUGCAUUACUUCUGGUGCUUUAUAUAAUAGGAUAUAUUGAACAAAAAAUUUGUGUAUAUAUAUAGUGUGUCAGCAUUUCUUAGUAACUUUUCUUGAAUCGAUUUUUAAUAUCUAAUAUUGUCCAGGUUAGGGAGUUAAAAUUCUUUAGGCCAAUACUAUAUAGAAUGUAUAAAUUUAUAAAAUAAAUUGAAAAAUUCAUCAUUCCCCCUGUAUUCAAGACCAAAGCACAUAAAUGUUAAUGUAGGGCUCAGAGGGGAAAUGCAGUUCUCCUGCAUAUUUGAGAAAAUGUGAAGUCCUUUCAAGGAAAUCUAAUAAACAUAAUCAUCACAGCCUGCUGACACUGAGGAAAAAGGGCCCCAUUCGCUCUUUCUUCCAUGCACCGAUUUACUGGUCCCUCCUGAUUUCCAAAUUGCAUCACUGUAGUAAAUUAUCCAUGCUGGUACCUGUGCAAGUGAGCCCUGGGGUCCAUAUUUGUUUUGUGUUCUGCUUAAAUCAGCAAGAAUGAUAAAUUAAAUGGUGUGAAAUUGGAAGUAUCAAGGGCUUUCUUUGGUGAUUGAGCAAAAUAAUGUCUCUACUUGUAAUUCAUUGUGACCCUUUUUCACUGUUUGUGCUUUGUAUGUCUAAUAUUUAUUUCAAUACAAAUUAAAUUGUUUCUUCGUCUGUAUUGUUAUAUCCAAGAUUUUAUUGAUGUAAAAAUCAAAUUGUGGAAUAAAAAUCUCUCUGGAUUU
This is a messenger RNA of Microcebus murinus (gray mouse lemur), 6398 nucleotides long. RefSeq names its product transmembrane protein 33 (gene TMEM33). The record is from RefSeq and is a predicted model, not a curated record. Lineage: Eukaryota; Metazoa; Chordata; Mammalia; Primates; Cheirogaleidae. Gene Ontology annotation, cellular component: endoplasmic reticulum; membrane. Gene Ontology annotation, biological process: endoplasmic reticulum tubular network organization; membrane organization.